AUGGGCAAGCACAAACCGAUCUUUGAUCCCAGCGUGGACUGCGGCGACUACGUCGUCGUGACCAACGCGCGCAAGGUUAAGGUGACCGGCAGGAAGGCCGACCAGCUCGUGUACCGCCAUCACACAAUGUUUCCCGGCGGCCUCAAGGAGAUCCCGUACGAUAUAAUGAUGAAGCGCAAGCCGGACGAGAUCAUCCGCCAGGCCGUGUCAGGCAUGCUGCCCAAAAACAAGCUGCGAGAACGCCGACUGGAGCGUCUCCGGAUAUUCGAGGACGAGGACAUGGGAGUGUUCAAGCACAACAUCAUCAAGCGCUGGGAGGAUGGGCCUGCGAUCCAGCAAUCCGGACAGUACUUAUGCCCUGACAGACGUAGGCCUCAUUUCAAACCUUACCAGCAGAAGCUCGGCGAACUCUUGGGGGAUUCAGAUGUUCCACCGCAGUCCGAGUUUGCCCUAGGAGAGAUCGCAUGGUUCUGCCAACAACCCCCAGAAGACCGUACGUAUGCUGAGCUCGAUCUGGCGGUGGUCCUCCAAGCCACACUCGACCACGCGCAUACUUGCGGGCACAGCAGCCACCGCUCCACUGCGUACGCCGUAGCCGCGUGCUACGCCUCCGAGGAUUCUCAACGGCUGAAACGCUUUUUGCGACCUCGGCACUGUGUGGUUUAUGGCCGUUUAGAGGGGAUGCCUACUACACGGCAACGACGCAGUCUGAUCUUGCCACUCCAACAGGAAGUCAGCCCUUACACGUUGGGCCCCCACGAAAAAACCAUGAAGAUGCAUUCACCGCCGAGUGUAAGGUUUUAUGCUGUAGUCGAGCGGUUUCUCCACCUGGACGACAUACCCGGCUACACUGGUAAAGCAAUCCUGGUUGACGCAGCGCACAUCAUCCCGCCCCCAAUCUGCGUCUUCGACGGUACAGACAUGACGAACAGCCUCUCCAGUCUGGCGACACUCGGGAUCCUGACGCGCUACACGGACCCCCCGGAGGACUUUCCGCAGCACAUCGACGCCCCCGACACGGAUGAUGCCCAGACACCGAACGAGUACGCCUACAAGACCUACAGCGACAUCGUCAUCAUCGCCCUGCCCGCCUCGACCAUCAUAUUCCGCAAUCACGCGGAGAGGGAUAUCCCACUCCCCAAUCCGAGGCAUUUGGCGUUCCAUGCUGCGCUAUGUGGCGUCCUCCACGCGACCGGGACAGGGAAGAUGUUCCAUCGCGUGUUGAGGACGCUGGACCUGGCGUGCAGGGCUGGCAGGCCGACGAACAAGCGGCGCACCGGCGAGGAUUUUCGUGCUGCGGUCACGGUCGCUAGCCUGAGGCGGUUCUCGUCCCAACUUCGCGUGUAG
This is a messenger RNA of Sparassis crispa, 1347 nucleotides long. RefSeq lists its product as hypothetical. Gene Ontology annotation, molecular function: structural constituent of ribosome; mRNA binding. The record is from RefSeq and is a predicted model, not a curated record. The transcript has 8 exons. Gene Ontology annotation, biological process: translation; negative regulation of translation. Gene Ontology annotation, cellular component: ribosome; mitochondrial large ribosomal subunit. NCBI's taxonomy places the organism in Eukaryota, Fungi, Basidiomycota, Agaricomycetes, Polyporales, Sparassidaceae. The coding region runs from base 1 to 1347 and encodes 448 amino acids.